CCAAGGCAAGUUGAAGAAUUUUUAUGUUUAAGUUUGCCUUUUAAACUGACAAAAAAAAAAAAUAGAAUUCUAUUUAUAUUUGCGCUUUAAUUGCAAUUCAUAUGGUAGAGAAUAUUUCCAAUAUACAUUUGUACAAAGUGUGGAGCAUGGCAUUGGAUCCAGGAGAAACUAAAAAAAGACAGAAGUAAUGGCAUUAUUCACUUCUCUCUAUGUUGUAAAGACGGGAAACUACAAUUAGCUCCAAGAAAAGAUCCUCCUAUGUUGUUAAAAUCUCUUCUUGAUUAUGAAGGUGGACCAAAAGCCAAGAGAUUUAGAUCUAAUCUCUUCUUAAGUUUUCCAUUUUUUGUUGAAAUUUAAGUCAAAACUAUAGUUCCUUACACUGUUAUCUUUUGCUUUUCUUUUCUUUUUCUUUUUCUUUUUAAUUUAAUAAAAAUUUUUGUUUAAUGGUGUUUAUGGUAGUGAUCUUUUUACCCAAAUUGUAGCAUCUGUAAAACCAAUUUUAAGUAGUGGCCUAAAUCAUGAGGAAGCUGGUAGUAGCACUUCUCUUAAGGGGAAAGAAAUAUUGAGAGAGUCUGAAGAACUAAAUGAGAAACACAGUGUGCCUCCUAUCGUUUUAGGAGUUAAUCAAGUUAAAUCUGUUGUUUCAGAAAUGAUUAUGCAGAUAAGAAAGGGGUUGCAACUAGAUGAUUUGCAUGAAAAUAAUAACAAGGAGUUUAGCAAUCAAUCAUCUGAGCUUUAUAAUGCAUCUAUUGCUAAUGACUAUCAGGAAAAGAUAAAAAGUCUUCAAGUGUAUUAUAAGGAAAAUGAGAAGCAAGAAUCAAGUGUUGACCUGUUCGGCAGCAUCAAUGAAGAUAAUUUGACAUCAACAAAGGAACUGGUAACGUUGACCGGUAGCAAUUGGAAUUGAAGAAGAAAGAAUUAAAAAAAAUGAUGCAAAAAAUGUACAAAGAGAUGAUAUCAACCAAUACUCGAAAAAAAAAAAACUGAAGACUUCAAAGGAAUAAGAAGUAGAGAAAAUUAGAAGAUAAUCCAGUUGUUAUCUAUUUCUUUUAGGAUAAUAUUAUUAUAUUAAAAUUUUUAAUUCCAA
Messenger RNA from Rubroshorea leprosula, 1087 nucleotides. The record is from the annotation of a GenBank genome assembly. Lineage: Eukaryota; Viridiplantae; Streptophyta; Magnoliopsida; Malvales; Dipterocarpaceae.